Molecule: messenger RNA, 851 nt
Organism: Morone saxatilis (striped sea-bass)
Lineage: Eukaryota; Metazoa; Chordata; Actinopteri; Moronidae
Gene: myl2b
Product: myosin, light chain 2b, regulatory, cardiac, slow
Exons: 7
Coding region: 74-580 (168 amino acids)
Biological process (GO): muscle cell fate specification; cardiac muscle contraction; heart development
Cellular component (GO): myofibril; cytoplasm
Molecular function (GO): calcium ion binding
Source: RefSeq, a predicted model, not a curated record
CCUUGUUUUGUGUGCCUCUCCAUCACAAAGCAGCAAGGAUACUGCUUGUUCCUCAUCCAGCUAGCACUGAAACAUGUCCCCAAAGAAAGCAAAGAAGAGAGCAGACGGGGCCAGCUCCAAUGUGUUCUCCAUCUUUGAACAGUCCCAGAUCCAGGAGUUCAAAGAAGCUUUUACGAUCAUGGACCAAAACAGAGAUGGUUUCAUCGACAAGAAUGACCUGAGAGACACUUUUGCAGCUUUGGGCCGUUUAAAUGUCAAGCAAGAAGAGCUUGAUGAGAUGGUGAAAGAGGCACCAGGGCCGAUUAAUUUCACAGUCUUUCUCACCAUGUUUGGAGAGAAACUAAAAGGCGCUGACCCAGAGGAGACCAUCCUGAAUGCUUUCAAAGUCUUUGAUCCUGAGGGGAAAGGAACAUUAAAGAAAGACUUUAUGACAGAGAUGUUGACGACCCAGGCAGACAGGUUCUCCCCUGAAGAGAUGGAACAGAUGUUUGCGGCAUUCCCACCAGAUGUGGCAGGAAACCUAGACUACAAGAACCUGGUCCACAUCAUCACGCACGGUGAAGAGAAAGACCAAGAAUAGAUUCCUGACUUUGCCCUCUGGACAUUUGAACCAAUGGGUCAUGUUUGUGCUGAGAUAUGUGCAUAAUCACACAGACUACAGCAUAUAAUAUUUAUAUUCAUAUAGAGCUAAAAAUAACUGUUUCACAUUGCAUUCAAUGUUUUGAGUUACAAAAUUGUGUAUUUAUGCAUUAAUUAAGUAUUAAUUGAAUUAUUACAGUAUGUAUAGGUAUGUCUAUUAUUACACUGUACAUGUAAGAGGUAAAAUUAAAAGUUUAUGUGACAGAAGUGUU